AUGAAGCUUCUGCUGAUCAACCCGAAUUCGUCCAAAUCGAUCACAGACAACCUGCAGACCGUGCUGAAACCGAUCCCCGGUAUCGAGUUCCACUUUUUCACCGGCCCGCCCGAGUCGCCGCCCUCCAUUAACAAUUCUGCCGAGGGCCUUAUCUCUGCGGCCGCCUGUCUGGCCAAACUGCAGCAGGACCCGCAAUUGCUCCAAUACGACGGAUACCUGAUCUGUUGCUACUCGGACCACCCGCUCGUGGGCCAGCUCCGCAACCUGGUCAAGGUCCCGAUAAUGGGCAUUUUCCAGGCGUCUCUGUUGUACUCGCUUAAUUAUACUACAAACAAUUCCAAGGUGGGGAUCCUCACCUCGAACAGGAGCUGGGAAGAAAUCCUCGACCAGUCGCUGCUCGACUUCUUCGGCACGGCAACACUGCCAAAAUUCAUCGUGCCAACGCUCGCCGCAGACGUAGACGUGCUCAAACUCACAGACCCAGACAACUAUGCCAAGCUCCAGCACAAAAUCCGCUACCUCAUCUCCCAAGACGCCAAGAUCAUCCUGCUGGGCUGCGCAGGGCUCAGCAGCCUGGACUGGAAGUUUAAGCAGGACUUCCCGGACACUGUGUUUGCGGUGGACGCAUCAUUGGCGGGUAGAACGGGUACCCAGGGUACGGGAACGGCGGUGGAUACGGGGCAAGACGACCCGCGUCGGAGUAGACAGACUGGUCUGGGUCGAAAGUGGCAGGCCGCAAGGGAUUAUACGGGUCGGGAAAGACCUGUGGCUGCGGAGUUGACUGCAGCUGUGCCAGAGCUUCUGUCCGAGGAGUCCAGAACAGGCCUCUUUUCUGCCUGCGACGGUGGUUGCGAGUCCGGCUGUUGGACUUCGGGUGCGGUGUGCGGCUCCUGCUCCUCGUCACCAGAUGAGAUCACCAGAGUCUCCGGCUCGGUUGCUAUCUGGGAGUUGUCCAGGCUGGACGGUUGUUCAACCGCUGUUGGCUCAUUUUCUGGUGCCGAUGGCUUCUCUGCUGGCACAUUUUCCGACACUGGUGGCUCCGCUUCUGUCUCGUUCUCCUGCCCUUGUGGUUCCUUUUCUGGCUCAGUUUCCGACACCAGUGGUUCCUCUUCCGGCAAAUCGACCGCACUAGGCUCUUCUGGUGGAAGAAUUUGUAGAGGAGGAGUCAAAGACGACACGAAAGCUGACACCUGGUCCUUUCGCAUAUCAAGUAACGACUGCAAGUUCUGCAAUGCGACAGUCAGGUCCUGA
This is a messenger RNA of Ogataea philodendri, 1251 nucleotides long. RefSeq lists its product as uncharacterized. Lineage: Eukaryota; Fungi; Ascomycota; Pichiomycetes; Pichiales; Pichiaceae. The transcript is spliced from 3 exons. The coding region runs from base 1 to 1251 and encodes 416 amino acids. The record is from RefSeq and is a predicted model, not a curated record.